AUGAAAACAUCUAUAAAUUACUCAAAAGACGAAAAAAAGAGGAUUAGAAAAAAAUAUAGGAAUGAAUAUGCUAAUGUGAAGGAUUUAAAUAAAAGCAAUGUGAAUAUAAAAAAUAUAAAAACCUUAUAUAAUAUAUUUUCACACACUCAAAAUAAUAACAAUGUUCAAAAAAAUAUAAAUAACGAUUUCCAAGAAAAUGAUUUAGUAAAUAAUAAUUUAGUAAAUAAUAAGAUUCAUCAUGAAGAAAGUAAUGAUAUUUAUAAAAAUGAAUAUGAUAAUAGAUUUAAAAAGUUCAAUUGCGACAAUAAUUACAACAGUUAUUCAGAUUUUGUUAAAGAUGUUGACAUUCACAAAAAUGUUAAAAUACAAACUCAAAGUGAAAAACAUGAGAAUAAUUUUUUUAAUAAAAUUGAUUUCUUUGAUAAUGGUUCAAAAGAUUCAAAUGUAGAAUAUUUUUAUAAAAAUACUGAUGUAUUAAAAAAUAAGAAAAUAAACUAUGAAGAAAAUGAAAGUGUAUCAAAUAAAAGAAAUUUCAAGAACAUUUUAGAUUUAAAGAAUUUUGAUGAUUAUAAAAAAUUUAUUCAUGAUAACAAUAAAAAUAUUCUUUAUUUAACUGAUAAUGCUUCUGUUUGGAACAAAGAACUAAAAUUGAGUUUUAUAAAUGAAAAAAAUAAGGAAUAUAGUUUAUGUAAUAAUAAUAAAUUAAAUAAAGACAGUGUAAAUGAAACUUCUUAUAAAAAAGAUUUUGUUAAUUUAUUGGACAACGAGGUACCAAAUAAAGAUGCAUUCAGUUUUAGAAAAUUGAAAAAAGAUAAUUUUUUUGAGAAUGAUAUAAUAAUAGAUAGUAAUUUAAAUGAAAAUUUUGACUUAUUUAAUUUUGAUGAUAAUGAUAAUAAAAAUUGUACUAUGAGUGUAUACAAUGCUGAUGAGAAAGGUAAAGCAAUAAAAGAAAAUAUUGAUUUUGUUUUUAAAAAAUCAAGUGAAGAAAUGAAUGAAACAAAUGAUUUUUAUAAUAUAUCAGAAAAUUUUUCAAAAGAUGAAUAUGAAGACCAAAUAUUUAAUAAUAAAAAGAAAAAUUAUGAUGAACAUGAUAAAUAUUCAAAAAAUUUUAAUAAAUACGAUUGUGUAAAUGAAAACGAAAUAAAAAACAAAAUGUUAUUUUUAACUAGUGAUUUUGAACAGAUUAAUAUUGCAUCAAUAAAUGAAAAAAAAAAUGUAGAUAAUGAUUUGAUUAAUUUAAAGAAAAAUAGAGAAGAUAAUACUGAAGAUCAUUUAACAAAAAUAGUAAUAAAUGGUGAAGAAAAUCAAAAAAAAAAAGAUACUAACUAUUUUGAUGAAUUCUUUUCCAAAGAAAAAAAUAUUCCUGAAAUAAGAGAAAAAGAAAAUAAUUUUUUUUUAAAUAAUCUUAAUGAGGAAAAUUAUUUUACAAAUAAAUUAGAUGUGUUUAUUUGUGAUCAUUUUUAUAAAAAUAACUUUGAUUUUGAUUCGAGCAUUAAUGAGAAUUUGGAAAGAGAAGAUAUAAUCGAAAAAGAUAAUAAUCUUAAUUUAGUGGGGCUCUAUACGAAAAAAGAUUCAACUUACAAUGAUGAUUAUUUAAUUAGUAAUAUCGAUGUAAAUAAAAAUAAUAAUAAUUGGUUAGAUAAUAGCAAUAAUGUAAAUGACAAUAAUAUUAAUUUAAUUAAUAAGAGUAACAGUAUAUUGGAUAGUAAUAACAAAUUAUAUAGUCACAGUGAUUCAUUAAUUGAAGAAUAUGAUUUUAAUUUUUAUAAAAAAAACUUAAAUAUUAGCAAUGAUGAUAACUCGAAUAGAGAUAGGAACAUAAAUGUAUUAGAAAUAAAUACUAGUUUAGAUAAUCAAAAUUUUAAGAAUGAUUAUUUUAAGGAAUAUACUUAUGAAGAUGAAAAAAAUAAAAAAAUAAAAAAUGAAAUUGAAUCUUAUGAUAAGGAUUUAUUUAUAAGCAAUUCAAAUAAAAUUUAUUUUGAAAAUAUCAACAAAAAUAAUAAUAAUAUGAUAAAUAAAAAGGAAAAAGAAAAAGAAAAUUUAAAUAUGAUUGAAACUACUUUUAGCAACUCCUAUGAAAAGGUAGUAAAUAAUAUCAAUAAAAUGUAUCAAAAUAACUCAAAUGUAAUUAAUACAGAAUUUGAUAAAAAUUUUUAUAAUAGCAAAGUAAAAGAAAAAUAUAAGGAUAUAAUAGAAUUAGGUGAUUAUUUCUUUUUACCAGGAGAAAUUCAUAAAAAAAAUGAAAAUAUUCUUUCUUCUGAUAAAAAUUAUGAAGAAUUUUCUUUUGAAAUAAGUAAUGAUAAUAAUAAAGUAAAUGAAGGAGAUAUUAAUUAUCAAAUAUGUGAUAAAAAAAUUAUAGUUGAACAACAAGGAAUAGAUCUUUUUGAAGAACAAGAUAGUAGUAUUGUUGAAAAUAAAAAUUUUAUAUACGAAAAUAAUGAAGAAAAUAUUUUUGAAAUUGAUAUAAGCAAAAAGUAUAGCAAAAAUAAUACUUUGAAUAAAAAAGAUUCUAUUCAAUAUUUGGAGAAUGGAAAAGAAGACGAAAAUGAUUCAAAAAUUGAAGUAGCAUGUAGAGAUUAUUAUAUAGAAGGAAAGAAUAGUCACGAAAUUAUAAUUGAGAAUGAGAAUACAUCUUUUUAUGAAAUAAUAGAAGAAAUAGAAAAUGUUAGUAAAGAUAUAAUUGGAGAUAACAUAAACGAAGAGAAUAUUUAUGAAAAUGAAAAAAUCAAUUUAAGCGAAUACAAAAAUGAUGAGAAGUUUUUUAAUAGCUUGGAAAUUAAUGAAAACGAAAAUGAUGAAACACAAGGAAAUUCAAAUGAUGAACUAAAAACUCUAUUUGACAAAAAUAAUUUUAUUUCUGAAACAAUUAUUUCCGAUAAUAUAAAUAAGAAAGAUUCCGUAUUUGAUAAAAAAUUCGAUGAUGUUUAUGCUUAUUUUGAUAAUUUGAGUGAUUGUAAUAAAAAAAAUGUAAAAAAUGAUGUAUCAUUUAAAGCUGAAGAAGAAAAUAAAUAUGAUGAAAUAAAAAAGGGAUCAAAUAAUACCAUUAACAUAUGUAAAGAAAUGUCUAAUUAUCAAAUUAGUAAUGAACUUUUAAAUUACAUUGAAAUUGAAAAUAAAAAAAUAAAUAAUUUUUUUGUAUCAGAAUCAAAUGAAUUAUUUAACGAACAUGUUUUGAAAAGUUUUGAUACUAUUUAUGAAAUGUUAAUGACAAAAAAUUAUCUAGAACAUUUUUCUGUUUUUUAUCAAAAUGAUAAGCUUUCUUAUACAGAAUUAAAUAUUCCAAAUUUUCAAAUUUAUUUAAAAAAAAUAAAAAAUAUAAUGAAAAGUGGAUUUAAUGAAAUGUAUGAUUACAACGAUUUUAUACAUAAAUUUAUUAAUGAAAUAUUUAAUAUGGAUAUAAAUGAUUUUUUCUUUUUUAAUAUAUAUGUAGAUAAUAUGAAUAAAUAUAUUAAUAAGAAAAACAUUUUAAUUAAUAAUAUAAGUAAUACACAUCAUUUUAUUAAUGAUUUUUAUAAAAAACAUGAAAAAAUACUAACACUUGAGGUUUUUUAUAAAAAUAUGAGUUAUUCUCUUUAUUUCUUAGUAUUUAUUAAUUUGUUAAUAGAACUUUGGUAUAUAUUAAUAUUUGAUAUAAAAAAAAAAAAUUAUGAUAAACUCUUAAGUACUUUGAUUAACUAUUUAAAUAAGAAAAGAAUAGUAUAUGUUCUAAGAAAAAUUUAUAAUUAUUUGCAUAAAAUUUAUGAAGAAUUGAAUAAAUCAACUAUAGAUGAGAAACAAAAAAAAAUAAUAGUAAAAAUAAUUAAAAAAAGUAAAAGUUUUAAAUUAAUAAAGAGAAACAUUUAUAAAAUUAAUAACUGUUGUUUUAAUUUGUUGAUUUUUUUUCUUCCUUUGUCUAUACCACCUUUUAAGAAAAAAAUAAAUAUUUUUGAUAAUUUAUUAAAUUAUUUCUUUAAAAAUAUUAAUAAAAUUAUUUUUAAAUAUAUUAAAGAUGAUGCAAAUGAAUCUUUUGAAUUCAAUACUAAUAAUAAAAAUUCAAAAAUAUUUGAAGAUAAUUUUUUUAUCCAAGAAGGCAUUUACAAUAAAAAAGAAGAAUAUGCAAAUGGUAUGCAAUCAAAAGAUAUAAUAGAAAAUGUAAGUGACUCAAAAAAUAAGGUAGAACAUUUAAAUGAUUCAAAAGAUAAGAUAGAACAUUUAAAUGAUUCAAAAGAUAAAGUAGAACACGUAAAUGAUUCAAAAGAUAGAGUAGAAAAUGUAAAUGAUUCAAAAGAUAAAGUAGAAAAUGUAAAUGAUUCAAAAGAUAAGGUAGAAUACGUAAAUGAUUCAAAAGAUAAGGUAGAAUACGUAAAUGAUUCAAAAGAUAAAGUAGAAAAUGUAAAUGAUUCAAAAGAUAAGGUAGAAUACGUAAAUGAUUCAAAAGAUAAAGUAGAAAAUGUAAAUGAUUCAAAAGAUAAAGUAGAAAAUGUAAAUGAUUCAAAAGAUAGAGUAGAAAGUGUAAGUGACCCAAAAGAAGAAAAGCAUGUAUAUGAUUUGAAUAAAAAAAAAAUAAAUGUAGAAGUCUUAAAAGAAGAAAAAAUUAGUGUGGAUAGUUUAAAAGAGGAGAAAGAAAAUGCUUCUGUAAAUUGUGAGAACGAAUUUUCAAAAAGAAAAAAUUUUUUUUUUAUUAAUAAUAAUAUAGAAAGAAAAUUAAAUAAAAAUAUAAAGGAUAUAAUUGAUAACAUUAUAAAAAACUGUAAGAAAAAUAUAUGCUUAUUGAAAAUAAAAAAUUUACAACAAUUAUUUCUUUAUUGCUUUGAAAACCCUCAUAAUGAAAAAUAUAUUAAUAAUUUAACGAAUGUUGUAAGAGAUUUAAAAAUUAGUGAGAAAAUUGAAAUAAUAGAGAAGCAAUUGGAAUCAUACAUUAAAAAAAAUACACACUUUUAUCACAUUUUUUUUAAGAUUGUAAUACCUGGUGUCAAUGCCAUAACUAAUAUUUUUGAAAAUUUGGAAACAUUGUUUACAUUAUACAUAAAUUAUAAAAUUAAAAAAAAAAAAAAAUUAUUUUAUUUUUACGAUCCUUGGAUAUAUAGUUAUGAUGCCUUUUUAUCAUUUAGUCAACUUGACGAAAUCAAAUUAUCAGAUGAAUACACAGAUAUUUUUCAUCAAACAAAAAAAAAAAAAAAAAAGAGAAAAUUUAUAAGAAAAGAAGACAAAGAAAACGUAGUAAACAAUUACAUAAAGGAAGUUGAAAAAACUGGUUUAAAUUCUUCUGAAGAAAUUAAAAAUAUAAAAGAUUUUAAAAUAUAUUUUAAAAAAAUUGAUGAAAAAUUUUUAUCAAAAAAUAUAUUUGAUAACUUAACGAACUUUUAUAGGAUAAGAUACAUUAAACAACUGCUUUUAUUUGUGAAAAAUGAAAAAAAGAUAAAAAAGAUAGAUGAAAUUAAAAAUAAUAUAAAUAAUACUAAAUUAAAAGUUUAUUAUUCUUACAUUUUAAAACUUUGUUAUAAUGAAAACUACAUAAAAAUAAAUACAAGGGCCUUAAAAUAUUUAUUUUUUCAUUUAUAUUUUAAUUAA
Plasmodium relictum is the source of this 5550-nucleotide messenger RNA. RefSeq names its product conserved Plasmodium protein, unknown function. The transcript has a single exon. Bases 1 to 5550 code for a protein of 1849 amino acids. The record is from RefSeq and is a predicted model, not a curated record. NCBI's taxonomy places the organism in Eukaryota, Apicomplexa, Aconoidasida, Haemosporida, Plasmodiidae.